This is a messenger RNA of Paramecium sonneborni, 711 nucleotides long. The record is from the annotation of a GenBank genome assembly. Lineage: Eukaryota; Ciliophora; Oligohymenophorea; Peniculida; Parameciidae.
AUGGGAUAAUAAUCAUCUCAACAUUAAUGUAAAGAAAGUAAAAAUUAUAUCAGAUAGAAUGAAAAAUAUAAAUUAUUACUUUAAAGUUCAAUAAAAUAACCAGAAUUGUGUUAAGCAAUUUCAAUUAGUUAAGAUUCUAAUAUCGUGAUUGCUGCUAGUAAUUGUAAAAUUAGAGUUUUUAAAUUAAGCUAGGAUUUGAUAAAACAAAUUUAGGUUUUAUAAGAACACAAAGGUUAUGUAGAUAUUUUAUGUUUCAUGAAUAAAUUUUGUUCUUUUAUUUCUGCCAGCAGUGACAACUCGAUAAUCAUAUGGUAGUUGAUUAAUGACAACAAAUUUAUCAUUUAAAAGAAAUUACUUGGUCAUACUUAUUAUAUAAGAUGUAUGAUUAUUAAUAUUGACGAUAAUCUUAUUAUUUCAAGUGGAUGUGAUAAAACAAUUAGAUUUUGGAGUCAAGAUAACUUUUGGGAUUGUUCAUAAAUAAUUAAGAAUAAUUUUAAUUGGGUAUAUGCUCUUAGCUUAAAUGAAUAAUCAAAUUAUUUAAUCUCAUGUGGAGAUGAUUUAUUCAUUUUAGUAUUUAAAUAUUCUUAAGAUAAUCAUCUAUGGAUAUAAACACAAAAAAUUUAANUUAAGUAACAAUAUUUAUUAAAAUCCAUCAAAUUAUAAUAUGAAUUACUACAAUUUUUUUUAUUGUAUUUGAUAUUUAUUUAUUGA